Messenger RNA from Hydatigera taeniaeformis, 945 nucleotides. Lineage: Eukaryota; Metazoa; Platyhelminthes; Cestoda; Cyclophyllidea; Taeniidae. The record is from the annotation of a GenBank genome assembly.
UUGAUGAAUCACCUAAGCGAAUCUGAGCAAGCAAUGCUUAAGCGUCUGGCUGAGCAGGAGGGUCCGCAUUUCGGUCACCAGACGCGAGACGAGACCUCGUUUUCGGCGGAGGAGAAGGCUAGGUUGGCUGCUGACUUGCUUAGGCGCAAUCCUGGCGAGUUUCUCGCACGAUACUACAGAUUUCUUUGCUGGCCUGAGGAUGCCGAGUGCUUCCGUGACCUCUGGGACGACUACACCGUGCGGCACUAUCUCAAGGAGGUGGUCGGCAUUCCCUCCCCUUCGACUCCAACUGAUGCGAACACUAUGAAGGCGGAAUGCGAGGCUCUUCGACGAAAGAGAAAGCUGCGCGUCAAAAACCGGCGCUUGGUGUAUUUUUGGUUAGCUUUCUCCUUUGAGGCUUUACGUCGAAUGGAGGCGGAGGCAAAGGCAGAUCCAACGGAGGGCUUUUUCUCGUAUGAGCAGAUGCGCGAACGGGCACCGGAACUGUGGGAACAUAUGAUCGGUCGGUACCUCAGUGAUACGGACAGGCGUGCUCUUUUGGGUCACCAGUACGAGUCCUUUAGUGGUAUGCUCCUCUCCCAAUUGCUCGACACCGAACAGAGGCCCUACAGACGAAGUGACAAUCUCGAGGAGGAUCCCGAUGACUCUGAAGAUGCUGAAUCUAAUCAGGAUCGGUGGAACUCUCAAAAACCGAGAGUGGCCGAAGAGGGGGAACGCUCGCGACAGGAAUUUAGAGAGAUGAUGCAUUCCCAUUUCCUUGCUGGACUCGAUGAAGACUUCAACUACGAUGCCAUUGACAACGACUCAGCGCUUGAUGAUGAAAUGGAGGAGCUAGCUCAAGACGCAGAAGACGUCUACUUUGACUCCGAAAGUCCCUCCGCAGCCCCUCCCAAUGAUCAGUCGGACUUGGCAUACGACGAAGACUCCAGGAAAGAUCGUAUUUGA